AUGGCUGUCUCCAUGCUACAUGCCCCCUCGCGGGCAUCGACGUCGUCGUCAUCGUCCUUCAUACCCGUCUCGCGCCAGAACACAAUGUCGUCGCACGAUGGCUCGCGCUCAGUGCGCCAAUCCAAGCGCUACUCGGUCACGGCACUGUAUCUGUCCAUGUCGGCAAAAGACAAGGAGCUGGAGAUUGAGGAUGACCUGGCUCGAGCACAGAAGGUAUUGCGCGAAUUAAAGGCAAAGAUUUCGUCCCAGUCCAAGAAGAAUUUCGUUCUGGAAAAGGAUGUGCGAUAUCUCGACUCGCGGAUAGCACUCCUCAUCCAGAAUCGCAUGGCGUUGGAGGAGCAAAACGAAGUCGCAGACCAUCUCGCAGACGGCCUUGAACUCCAAGAAGGAUUUUUCCCAAACGACGAAAAGACACAAAAAUAUGGCAACCUGCUAUUUUUGCUCCAGUCCGAACCCCGGCACAUUGCGCACUUGUGUCGCCUCGUCUCCAUGGCCGAGAUUGAUGCGCUACUGCAGACAGUCAUGUUCACAAUUUACGGAAACCAGUACGAGAGCCGAGAAGAGCAUUUGCUCUUGACCAUGUUUCAGUCUGUUCUUACAUACCAGUUUGACAAUACCCCAGACUAUAGUUCGCUCCUGCGCGCAAACACCCCCGUCUCGCGCAUGAUGACCACGUACACCCGGAGAGGACCUGGUCAGAGCUACCUCAAGGUAGUCCUGCAGGACAGCAUCAACUCGCUUAUUGAGCUCAAGGAUCUGGACCUGGAGAUUAACCCCCUGAAGGUUUACGAGAAAAUGGUCACUGAACGCGAACUCCAAGGAACUCUGCCCCCGGAUAUGCCAAAGGGCGUUACGGCAGAAGAAGCUGCCGAGAACGAGACGGUGCAGAACAUCAUCCAACCUCGAGUAAACAUGCUCAUGGAGAUUGCCAACAAUUUCCUCACAACCAUUAUCAAAGGUCUCGAAGAGACGCCGUACGGCAUCCGGUGGAUUUGCAAGCAGAUUCGAAGUUUGUCAAGACGAAAGUAUCCUGACGCCCAGGAUCAGACGAUUUGCACGCUCAUUGGUGGCUUCUUUUUCUUGCGUUUUAUUAACCCUGCCAUUGUUACUCCUAGAUCAUACAUGCUCAUUGAUGUUCUGCCAGCGGAGAACCCCAAACGAACGCUUACAUACAUUGCAAAGAUGCUGCAGAACCUUGCAAACAAGCCUUCGUACGCAAAGGAACCGUACAUGGUUAAAUUGCAGCCUUUUAUCCACCAAAACAAGGAGCGCAUCAACAAGUUCUUGCUUGAUCUGUGCGAAGUCCAAGAUUUCUACGACACCUUGGAAAUGGAUAACUAUGUUGCAUUGUCGAAGAAGGAUCUUGAACUAUCUAUUACACUUAAUGAAGUGUAUGCAACACACUCGCUCUUGGAGCGACAUGCAGCAGAACUCGCAAAAGAGGAUAGCUCGCACUUGGGUGUGAUUCUUCAAGAGCUGGGACCAGCACCUGCUCAGCUUCCACGAAAGGAGAACCGAGCCAUCAAUCUUCCACUGUUCAGCAAGUGGGAGACGCCUCUUGACGACCUCACAGCUGCGCUCGACAUUACGCAAGAGGAAAUCUUCUUCAUGGAGGCCAAAUCAACAUUUGUCAUGAUUCUCCGUUCGCUGCCUGCAAACACAUCAAUCACACGACGACCAUUGCGACUGGACAAGAUUGCCGAGGCAGCCGCCACGACAAAGAACGAUUCAGUCAUGGUCAAGAAGGGCAUCCGCAGCAUGGAGCUCUUGAGCCAGUUGCAAGAAUCUGGUGUGAUUGACAAGGAAGACGGGUUUUCUCUGCUCCGGGACGAAGUCGAACAAGAACUUGUCCACCUGGGUUCGAUGAAGGACAAGGUGAUUGAAGAGACAAGGAAGCUCGAGGAGGUUUUCCGCACCAUCCGCGAUCACAAUGGCUUCCUGGUCAGCCAGCUUGACACGUACAAGUCAUAUCUCCACAACGUACGCAGUCAGUCUGAGGGCAAGACGAGGAAGCAGCAAAAGCAUCAAGUCCUGGGCCCGUACAAGUUCACGCACCAGCAGCUUGAACGAGAGGGCGUAAUCCAGAAGAGCAAUGUUCCGGAGAAUAGGAGAGCCAACAUCUACUUCAACUUCACGAGCCCGCUGCCCGGUACGUUUGUCAUUUCGCUCCACUACAAGGGCCGCAACCGCGGUCUGCUCGAGUUGGAUCUCAAGCUGGACGAUCUGUUGGAGAUGCAGAAAGAUAAUCAGGAGGACUUGGACUUGGAAUAUGUCCAGUUCAACGUGAGCAAGGUCCUGGUCCUCCUCAACAAGCGUUUCGCCCGAAAGAAGGGAUGGUAG
This is a messenger RNA of Bipolaris zeicola 26-R-13, 2340 nucleotides long. RefSeq lists its product as uncharacterized. Gene Ontology annotation, biological process: regulation of GTPase activity; regulation of actin cytoskeleton organization. The record is from RefSeq and is a predicted model, not a curated record. Gene Ontology annotation, cellular component: cell cortex. The transcript is spliced from 5 exons. Gene Ontology annotation, molecular function: GTPase activator activity; protein binding. NCBI's taxonomy places the organism in Eukaryota, Fungi, Ascomycota, Dothideomycetes, Pleosporales, Pleosporaceae. Bases 1 to 2340 code for a protein of 779 amino acids.